Molecule: messenger RNA, 1338 nt
Organism: Ooceraea biroi (clonal raider ant)
Lineage: Eukaryota; Metazoa; Arthropoda; Insecta; Hymenoptera; Formicidae
Product: L-lactate dehydrogenase C chain-like
Biological process (GO): pyruvate metabolic process; lactate metabolic process
Molecular function (GO): L-lactate dehydrogenase (NAD+) activity
Source: RefSeq, a predicted model, not a curated record
GUUGCAGGAGUGCAGUUCCGCGAUAUCAUCCCGAAUAUCGGCUUGGAGACGGACGACGAAAGAUGGUACGAGAUUGCGAAGGAAGUCGUGAAGCUAGGUCCAGUGGUACGAUGUUUAAAAGGAUACUCGAAUACGGCCAUUGGACUUUCCGCAGCCGAUAUCAUAAUGGCGAUAUUACGUAAUACGCAAGCGAUUAUACCAGUUUCGACUCUAGUGCAGGGUCACCAUGACGUGUGCAACGAGAUGUUCUUAUCUCUGCCAUGCGCAAUUGGCGAAAACGGUAUCACGCAGAUCAUACGAAUGCACAUGACUGAGUACGAGAAGAAGUUGUUCCAGGCUUCGGCGGGCGCCGUGUAUAACGUGCAGAAGGAUGUCAAACCUUGAGCGGCCACGCGGUGAAAAGAGCGCGAACGAGUUUAAUUAAUCUUUUGUAAAAAGUGGUAUCGAGUACAAUAAAUCAUAUAUGUGGUUUGUCUCGAAACGUUUCGUUUUAUCAUGAUCACGAAACCGCAGAACCGUGCGAUCGAGACUCCUGAACUGAGAUCCUUCCGAUACACGCGGCAGGAGCCAUGACAACCGCGAGUGCUCCAGUUGCUAAUUUAUGCAAAUCAAAAAUGAUGGAUUCUGUGAAUUAAGACUCCUCGAAUUCGGUGAUAGGAAUCAUGGAAUAAUCUAUGGGAAUCUAUGGGAAUGAUAUAUCAUCUGGUCAGCGGUCUACAGUAGCUGAAAUCGGAGCCGAAGAACUAAUGACGUCAACGACCUGUUUUACGAUAUCUAGGGCAGGCAACGUGUCGCUUGUGCAAUUUGUACUCCGAGUCUCUUCCGAGUAGAGACUUUCGUCAAAUGAAUCGUGUUAGCGCGUUUUUCGGAAAUCCCGGGAUUUCCUGAAAACGUACAGACUUCACUUUGACACCUCUAAGUGAGAUGGUAAGAGUGCGAUGUAUUCCAAUGAUGUACAAUCGAGCGAAAGGUGACCAAUGGAUGGUACCAGAAGGCCGUGGCCACGCCGCAGGCUAGGCCAUGGCAAGGUGAGAGAAGGAUGUGAAAACCGUGCGCAAGAUGGCGCCGAAGUACUCGAUACCUAUGCGAUACCUGUAUCCACCUGCAUCAGAACAGGGCCGUAGCAGAGUUCGAGCCAUUCACUGCGGGGAUUGGAGUAUGGCAUUACGACAUGGUCGCGCGCAUCCUGAUUUAUUGCUGGACGAGCUUCGUAAUGCUAACGCUAAUGAUACCGAUCGGUGACGACACAAGAGGUUGAUGACGAGGAUUCGGCAUGAAGAAGUAAUGAAAACCCUGAGCGAUAUCGAUAUCGGCGAGCGACACUUUGAACGUUCCCCU